This is a messenger RNA of Exophiala bonariae, 3126 nucleotides long. RefSeq lists its product as uncharacterized. NCBI's taxonomy places the organism in Eukaryota, Fungi, Ascomycota, Eurotiomycetes, Chaetothyriales, Herpotrichiellaceae. The record is from RefSeq and is a predicted model, not a curated record. Gene Ontology annotation, cellular component: nucleus; kinetochore; spindle pole body. Gene Ontology annotation, molecular function: ATP binding; protein serine/threonine kinase activity; protein binding. Gene Ontology annotation, biological process: protein phosphorylation; mitotic spindle organization. Bases 1 to 3126 code for a protein of 1041 amino acids. The transcript has a single exon.
AUGGCUCCUCCACCAAAGCCAAUCAUCAAGAAACCCAAGGUAGCCACCAAUCCCAAACCUCAAGAGAAGCCCAGCAAUCCUGAUCGCAUCGACGACAAAUGGAGGCCUCCCACCACAAUUACUGAGCCUGGAGCUUCCCCUGAAACCUAUCUGAUAGGCAAGAAGCUAGGCAAGGGAGGUUUUGCCGUUUGCUUUGAAGGGAAAUCAAAGCGAUCAUCCGAAGUCCUCGCACUGAAGGUUGUCAAAGCAAAGGUCGAACAGAAGAAAAUGAUGGAAAAGUUUCGAACUGAACUACAAAUUCAUGCGAAGAUGCACCACCCGAAUAUUGUCGAGUUUCUCCGUGCUUUCACCAUUGAGGAUCAUACCUACGUGGUUCUGGAGCUGUGCCCCAAUGGAAGCUUGACUGAAAUGGUCAAAGCACGUUCAUGCCUGAGUCUCCCGGAAGUUCGACGAUACAUGGUACAAAUAUGUGGGGGGGUCAAAUAUCUUCACAAGAGAUCCGUCAUCCACCGAGAUCUAAAAAUGGGCAACAUCUUCAUUGAUCAACGCAUGAAUCUCAAGAUUGGCGACUUUGGUCUGGCUGCUGUCAUGGCAGAUGAGCAGGAUCGUAGAACCACCCUUUGUGGUACUCCCAACUACAUUGCGCCGGAGAUUUUGAGUAAGUCAGGCAGUCGAGGCCAUGACAACAAAGUCGAUACUUGGGCCGUCGGAGUGAUUUGCUAUGCCAUGUUAAUGGGCACUCCACCCUUCCAAUCAAAGACACAACAAGAAAUCUAUUCCAAACUCAAGACUCUGGAAUACGAGUGGAAAAUCGAUAGCAAGAAUUACAUUCCCCAACAAGCCAAGGAUUUUGUCGCUUCUUGCCUCAAUCUCAAUUCAGCCGAGAGACCAGAUAUGGACCAGCUAGUUGAUCAUGAAUUCUUCACCAUGGGUUCUAUUGCUGAUCAGCUUGACCUUUCCUGUCUGAAGAUGACCCCAGCAUGGCUUGAGAAUGCGGAUCCACGAGGAGAUAGAGUGAAACCUGGCUCAGGUAUUAGUCAUUCUCGAAUAUGUCGCGAGUGCGGCGUGGGUACCGGCUCAGACGGUCGCCUUCGCCCUGGUGUCGGUGUUGGAGCUAACAUAUCCGCACUGAUUGAAAUUGAAAUCGAAAAUAGGGAGGGAUGUGCCCCAUCCAUUCCACUGCCCUCUGGAAUUCUUUACAAGCAAUUCACGCAGGCACAUGCAUAUUGGGCUGCACAUCAACAACAGCCUCUCUUGCCUACUCGAGUAGGAAAACGGAAGGACCAAAUCUUGUUGCCAGGAAGAUCCGUCAGUUCCAUUGUACAAACAAAGUCUGAAGUCGAAGGACUCGACAUUGCUAGUAUCAAGGCUCCCAUCAGCGGAACCAUCUCGACUUCCAAACCCUUCCAAAGCUUUGCGGCCCAGCAGAGGCAGCAAGCCCUGCCUGCUCCUGUUUCUCGAAGAGUGGAAAAGAGGCCAAUUGAAGAACUUCCAACAAGGGACCAGGUCAUGUCUGAGGUUCCGCCUCAAGCACUUCUCAAUCAACGACCAUUGAGAGCAGCCACAAUCCGCGCUACCAGGACUACUGUUACGAAAGAGACACUGUCCACGACCUCGAAGACUUUGCCUAGAUCAACCACGGUACCCAACACGAUCGAAGCACUUGCAAAGGAGAUUGAAGCAGAUGUUGAGAAAGUUGAAAAUCGCCGAGUGAAGAAAAUGGUAUCCUCCACCCAAAUUGGUCUUAAGAAUAAUUCAAGCAUGAGAUCAGUCAGAUCCAUCGUGGCAGUUGAUAAUGCAACCACACGACCAGUAUCGUCAUCAUCUUCUGCAGACAUCAUGGGUCGUAUUCUUCAAUCAACAACCGGCAAUGGACGGAAAAUGCCAAACCAAGAGACUAAACUCGAUCUCGCGCAUACCAAACUCUCUAUUAGGCAUCGAGCAGCUUCCAAAUCUGGUCCAGAAGUUCAUCUUUCUUCUUCCGAAGCUCAUGGCAGAAUAAUAGCAACGAAUGAUCCCUAUGAGUUGGUCAGCAAAACUGGCAAUGCAGACGUGCUCAAUUCUCUCCGAACGUUGACCCAGGCACUGGAUAAUCGAGCUCCCAGUGAUACUCUCCGAAGGCCACGAUCUGCAUAUCGGAGUCGGGCCACGCAACGAGCCACAACAUACCCCAGAGUCGACAAAUGGGUGGACUACUCAACACGCCAUGGAAUUGCGUAUACGUUAAGUGAUGGUAGUGUGGGAAUGAUCCUAAGAUCGUCAGAUGACAAUGUGCGAGCGAGCACUUGUGUCGUCGUUCGAAAUGGAAGUCAGCACACUAUGAGACGGGCCAGAGGUCUGGACUAUCAAUUCGUUCCUCAGGGCCCUAAUGCUCAUAAUAUUGAGUUCUAUGAGCAGACAGACUAUGAGAAGAACAUGAAGCGGUUAGAUGUGCCAGCCAGUGAGUUCCAAUUGGACUUUGAUACCUACCCAGAUCAACUUGCAGCUCUAGAAGCCAUUCAGGGAAGUCUGGUGGGUAGCGAAGCUGAGCGGAUGAAAGAAAUCGUACUUCUGGACAAGUUUGGAAAGUAUAUGAACAAACAAACUCCCAGUACGACCAAACCAGAGGAGAAGCCGAAGAUUCUGGUGCAUUUCUACCAGCGAGUUGGAAAUGUAGGUGUAUGGCGAUUUGUGGAUGGUGGUCUGCAAUUCAACUUCCCAGACCAUACCAAGGUUUCGAUUUAUCAAAAGAGAGAUGAGAGUGGGGACGAAAAAUACAUGGUGGACUUCGUCUAUCUCCUGUCGACUGAUGCAUCGAAUCUGGCCAAUCUUGGAAUGGCGAGUGGAGAAGCAUUGGAGCGAAGAAGCACCAUGUGCUCCCCGCUCGAGGAUAUUCUACUUGACAGAUUGGGGCGCGUUGACAUGGAAAUUGUCAGGACCAAUGAAGUCAAGGAGAAGUUGUCAUGGAUUCGUGCUGUCGCCGGAUGUUGGAUCAAAGAAGGUGGCUUGGGUCGGAUGGGAGAGGAGAGAUUGGGUUGGAGUGGACUACAAGAAAGGAUGGGUGAAUCCAAGAUCAAGUUGCAAUGGGUGACGGUUGGUCGCCCUGGUGGUGAUGGAGAAGGGCAGUUGAAGCAGAUGAGGGAUUGA